Messenger RNA from Vespula pensylvanica (western yellowjacket), 1792 nucleotides. RefSeq names its product katanin p60 ATPase-containing subunit A-like 2. The transcript has 10 exons. The coding region runs from base 147 to 1640 and encodes 497 amino acids. The record is from RefSeq and is a predicted model, not a curated record. Gene Ontology annotation, molecular function: protein binding; ATP hydrolysis activity; ATP binding. Lineage: Eukaryota; Metazoa; Arthropoda; Insecta; Hymenoptera; Vespidae.
UUCUACACCCCUUCGUAGCAAAGCACCGCAUCGACAUCGUCAUAGCAACGAAUCGAACCUGUCCUUUUUCAAACAACUCAACCAAGCACGAGACGCCAGCAAAAUCUUACACAAAGUGCCCCACGCAAAAAACGAGCGUCGCGACGAUGAGUGACAUGCUGUCAUUGAACGCAGCCGCAAGUCGCGUAACACAGCUGACAAGGGAAAAGGAGGAGAAACGUGCUCAAGAGCGCCGUAGAAAUCUUCUACAUCUCGUUGCUGCAUUUUUGGGAGAGCAAGGAUAUACUAAUUCAGUCGAUACGCUCAUCAAAGAAGCCCAAUUGUCUCGUGAUAUCCAAAUUUGCGACAACGUCGAUCUGGAGAUCAUUUUAUUGGAAUAUUCGGAUUAUCAUUAUGCGAGGUUCAAUAAGUAUCCGAAAUUAUGUAAAAAAAUCGAAUCGACUGGCAAAAUCAAUCAUGUUCAUAACACGGUAAAUAAAAGGGACAGAGGUGGUGGAAAGAGUCAUUUCAAAGCCGACGAUGAAAAUGGAACAUCAAAGAAUAAAGUUCCAUCGUCGAAGCCAACGACGAAUGGAGUUGCCAUCGAAGAAUCAAAUUUCGGCAUCACCGUAAUGUCCAUUUUUCCAUCGGAAAACGCUCCUUCAAAAGCGAUUGGUUAUGACUUUAUUUCCGAUAAUGAAAGAACAUUAAAGCCUAUCGGAGAUCUAUAUCCGUCUGGCUCGGAAUGGAGAGAAAUCGCAGAAGUUAUUUCAAGAGAGAUUGUACUGAGAGAUUUGAACGUCCAUUGGAACGAUAUCAAGGGUUUAACAAAAUGCAAAAUGUUAUUAAAAGAAGCAACCGUUUAUGCGAUCAAAUAUCCUGCAUUGUUCAAUGAAAAACUUGGUCCUUGGAAGGGUAUAUUGUUGUACGGUCCACCGGGAACAGGCAAAACUAUGCUUGCCAAAGCAGUUGCCACUGAAUGUCGAGCUACCUUCUUUAAUAUUACGUCGAGCUCUUUAAUUAGUAAAUGGAGAGGUGAUUCAGAAAAGUACGUUAGAGUCCUUACCGACCUCGCUAGAUUUUAUGCUCCAACAAUAAUAUUUAUCGAUGAAAUCGAUUGGACGACCACAAAUACUGAUAAUGAUUGUUCUUCAAUGAAUUCUGAACCUGCCAGACGAUUUAGGGCAGAACUUCUUGCCAGAUUAGAUGGAUUACUGUCUACAGAGAAUGUGAAUGUUACUCUUUUAGCUGCUACGAAUGUACCAUGGAAUCUAGAUGCUGCUUUGUUAAGACGAUUGGAGAAACGUAUUUUUGUCGAUCUGCCAAAUUACGAAAGUCGCUUAGAAAUUUUACGAAUGUAUGUUGAAAGCGAUCUACAUGUGACUGAGGAGUUCAAAUCGCUUUUAAGAGAUACAGAGGGUUAUUCAUGCGCUGACCUAAAAUUACUCUGUAAAGAAGCAUGGAUGAAUCAAUUGCGACCCAUUUUUAAAUCUCUUGAACACAAGAAGAUUGCACCGGAUGAAGUACAAAGUAAUGGUGUAAUAGUUAACAUUGCACAUCUCGUAGAUGCAAUGACGUUUGUAAAACCCAUUGUAAAAUAUAUGAAACCACGAUAUAUACAAUGGAAUAAAAACUUCGGUUCUUCUACCUGCGAAAUUUAGCACACGCGAUUAGAUGAUUGUCCCUCGCGUGUUUCAGACCAUGAUAGUAUCCUGUAGAGACAAUAUUUUUAUGCUUAAUUUUAUAAGACUUCUUAGAAUAUAGUACAAUUCACAAAUCACAAAAAUGUACGUUUAAAAAUAAUAGUAUGAUA